Molecule: messenger RNA, 282 nt
Organism: Penicillium subrubescens
Lineage: Eukaryota; Fungi; Ascomycota; Eurotiomycetes; Eurotiales; Aspergillaceae
Exons: 3
Coding region: 1-282 (93 amino acids)
Source: RefSeq, a predicted model, not a curated record
AUGUCUCCGGACUUGAGUAAGCUCAGUUGGUACGUGCACCGGAGCUACGGCCUUGCAGGACCCCCGUCUACGUCUCCGAAUCUCCGUGCCAUGGCCCAUCAUCGCAAGCUUGCCAGGUCUGCACGGACUGACGUCCACCCCCGAGCUGCAGGGCAACUUGGUCGCUGCAAGCUAGUGGAGCAUCUCAAAGCGAGCUCUGCCAUGCCCCCUGCUCGACUAUUCUUCCGACAAGCCGAGGAAGAAAUCAAAUCCUACAAUAAUAAGGAAAAUGUUAAUAGUUGA